Messenger RNA from Fundulus heteroclitus (mummichog), 1447 nucleotides. RefSeq names its product BUB3 mitotic checkpoint protein. The record is from RefSeq and is a predicted model, not a curated record. Bases 170 to 1150 code for a protein of 326 amino acids. Lineage: Eukaryota; Metazoa; Chordata; Actinopteri; Cyprinodontiformes; Fundulidae. Gene Ontology annotation, biological process: mitotic spindle assembly checkpoint signaling. The transcript has 8 exons. Gene Ontology annotation, cellular component: mitotic checkpoint complex; kinetochore; bub1-bub3 complex. Gene Ontology annotation, molecular function: ubiquitin binding.
UCCUUGGUGUGUUGGUAGCGUUCGUUGAGCAAGGAAGCUAACCGGCUACACGCCACCGCCGCGCCCGCAAGCAUUUUCUACGUUCAUAUCUCAUAUCUUACACAAUAAUAAUACUUGGCCUUGCGGGGUAUAUUACAAAGUCACUCGUGGACAAGACACAUUUAAAGCGAUGACGGGCUGUAACGAGUACAAGCUAAACCAGGGACCUGAAGACGGCAUCUCUGCUGUGAAGUUCAGCCCCAGCACUGCCCACUUCCUCCUGGUUUCCUCGUGGGACUGCACGGUCCGCCUGUUUGAUGUUGGUGGAAACUCCAUGAGGCUGAAGUACCAGCACGCGGCUCCUGUUCUGGACUGCGCUUUUUAUGACCCGACCCAUUCUUGGAGUGGAGGUUUGGAUGCUAAGUUAAAGACUCACGAUUUGAACACAGACCAAGACACAAUAGUUGGAACGCAUGACGCUCCCAUCCGUUGUGUGGAGUACUGCCCGGAGGUGAACGUCAUGGUAACGGGCAGCUGGGACCGGUCAGUCCGACUGUGGGACCCGCGGACACCGUGCAACGCUGGCACCUUCACUCAGCCUGACAAGGUGUACACCCUCUCUGUGGCCGGAGACAGGCUGAUUGUUGGGACGGCAGGAAGGCGAGUCUUGGUGUGGGAUUUGAGGAAUAUGGGCUACGUACAGCAAAGAAGAGAAUCCAGCCUCAAGUAUCAGACUCGCUGCAUAAGAGCCUUCCCCAACAAACAGGGCUAUGUGUUGAGUUCAAUCGAAGGCCGUGUAGCUGUGGAGUACCUGGAUCCAAGCCAGGAGGUUCAAAAGAAGAAAUAUGCCUUCAAGUGCCACCGGUUAAAGGAGGAGGGGAUUGAAAACGUCUACCCUGUCAACGCCAUUUCCUUUCACAGCAUUCACAACACCUUUGCUACAGGUGGCUCAGACGGCUUUGUGAAUAUCUGGGAUCCAUUCAACAAAAAGCGCCUGUGUCAGUUCCACCGCUACCCCACCAGCAUCGCCUCACUGGCUUUCAGCAACGACGGCACCAUGCUGGCCAUUGCCUCCUCCUACAUGUUCGAGAAAGGAGAUAUCAGCCACCCGGAGGACGCCAUCUUCAUUCGUCAAGUUACGGAUGCUGAGACAAAGCCCAAGUCAACCUAAAAGUAAAAUGUUCUGGUUCUCACUGCGUUCGACUCCUUCACCAUGUUGGGUUUCUGCGGGCCUCCAGCGUGCUACAUGUCAUCUUAAUACCUGUCUUUCUUUUUCUGCCUUCUGUACACAACUUUUUUACUUGUGAUGUUUGCUGUAAAUACACGCUAAAUACUUCCUUGUUCCUUUUGUUGUAUUUUUCCUUAUCUGAGCUGAGUUAAACUCUUUUCUCUUUUUGGCUCCGUCACUGACGGGGCUCCACGUUUUAUUACUGACUGACGGGAAUAAAACCUUUUUCUUAAACUUUGA